GGAGGGGGAGGCGUGGGGCGCUCGCGGUGCGAGUGGAGGUCGGCGCCGACGCUCUCCUCCCUCGUGGUGGCGGCGGUGUUCGGCUUCAUCAACUGGCUGCUCUGGACGGGCAACGUGUGGUUCGUCUACAAGGAGACGGGCUGGCGCGCGCCGUCCCUGCGGCCCCUGCUGCGCCACGGCUCCGCGUUCUGCGCCUCCGAGCCGGACCUCGCCGCGUCCACCCGGAGGGGCGACCGCGGCGGCGGCGGCGGAGCCGCGGCAUCCUCGGCGAUCGGCGACCGCGACUUCGAGCGGGCCGCCGGCGACCACGUGCUGAUCGACCUGGGCGGGCAGCUGGGCACGAGCCCCAAGGCGCGGCUCCUGCAGCCGCAGGUGUCGUACCACGAGUACGACAACCCGUGCUACACGCACGGCGAGGACCCCCCGCUCGCGGAGGCCAGGGCGGCGGUGACGGCGGCGGCGGCGGGCCCGGCGGAACGCAAGGGCGACGCGCGGAUGAUGCUGGCCGAGGAGGUGCAGGAGGUCCUGUACCGGCGGCUGGGCGUGGCGGCUCUGCCGGCAGAGACGGUCGCGACGCUCGCCUCGCUGUCGCCCUCCUCGGUCGUCCUGUCGUUCUUCUCGACGACUUUCUGGACGCCGGCGGCGGCGGGGGGGGAGGGCACGGGGGCGGCCGGGCUGGCGCAGGCCACCGGGCGCCCCCCGCGGGCUCGGGGCGCGCGCCUCUCAACGGGACACAGCUUCUCGGCCGACGACGAAGACGAAGACGACGAGGACGACGGCGGUGACGAUGGCAAAGACAUCGACGGCACGCAGCGCCCCAAGAAGGUGUACGUGAGCAUCCCCAAGCUGGAGUGCCACGACGACGAUGACGAUGACGACGAAGACGUCGACGGGCACGGGAGCGGUGGCAGCGGCGGAAAACGCGCCCGACCGAAGAUCGUCCACCCUAGCGCCGUCCGGAAGGCGGACGGCGCGGAGGAGGCGAGCAAACGCGAUGCCGCUAUCAUCGACGACCUCAUCAAGAAGGGCUACCUCAUCGUGCAAAACGACGGGUGCGGCAAGAGCGGCGGCGACGACGACGAUGGCGCGGGAGGUCGCCAAACCCGCCUGCGGAGACAGCACCCCAUCGCCAAGAGGAAGUACGCGAGCGGCGGGAGCCAGAGGUCCGCGCUGGGCCGCCAGAGCCUGGACGCCGGCGGCAGCAGGUUCUACUGCGACGACGGCGACGGCGGCCUAGCCGACCCGCACGAAGCGCGGGCCAGGAAAAUUCACGUGAGCGUGCAGCGGCGCCGCUCGACGGGCGCGCGCAGCCUCAACGACGUCGACUUCGACGACGAGGGCAGCCGGGAGGUCGGCUCCUACGGGGGCGACGCCGGGGGCGGCGUCAGCAGCGCCGAGGAGAUCAUGGUAUCCUGCGGUUGGGGCUCACGGCGCGGCGGCGGCUCCGGCAUCGGCGGUGGCGGCGGCUCCGGCAUCGGCGGUGGCGGCGGCUCCGGCAUCGGUGGCGGCGGUGGCGGCGUCGCGGUCGUGAAGGCGGUGCGGCCGGCGUCUCCGACGCGGAGGUCCAGCGCGACUCUGUCUCGGCCGCGCUGGGCCGAGAGCCGCAGCUGCAACUCAACCGACACGCUCAGGGUGGACGCGGCCACGUGCGCGGGCUCGUCAGGCGGGUCCAUGAGGCUCAAAAGCCCCGAGCGAGCCUGGGGUGAGCGUCGGGCAAGCUCCGUGCGUCACCACCACGCGGCGGCCGGCGCCGGGACGGAGCGUUUUAAAGGCGAGGCCGGCGGGGACCCGGGGAAGGUCGACAGACGGGCGGGGAAGAGAGGGCGGCGCCGGCGCCGGCGCCGACGGCGGCGGCGUUGA
Molecule: messenger RNA, 1860 nt
Organism: Lethenteron reissneri (Far Eastern brook lamprey)
Lineage: Eukaryota; Metazoa; Chordata; Hyperoartia; Petromyzontiformes; Petromyzontidae
Source: RefSeq, a predicted model, not a curated record